CAGUCCUAAGACAUGGAGAGUUAAUUACACUACAUUGAGCUCUCUCUCUCUCUCUCAUCUCUCAUUUUAGAAACCGUGCUUUGGUGUGACUCUGUGAGUAUAGCAGCAGUAUAUAAAGAGCCGCAAGAGCCAGAAUCUUUUCGUUGCUGAUCAUCACCAAAAUCAUUAGUCGCCGAAAUGGGGCGAUCUCCAUGCUGUGAUAAAGUAGGCCUCAAGAAAGGGCCAUGGACUCCUGAAGAAGAUCAGAAACUGUUGGCUUACAUCGAAGAACAUGGACAUGGAAGCUGGCGUGCCUUGCCUGCCAAAGCUGGCCUUCAAAGAUGUGGGAAGAGUUGCAGACUUAGAUGGACCAACUACCUCAGACCCGACAUUAAGAGAGGAAAAUUCAGUAUACAGGAGGAACAAACCAUCAUUCAACUCCAUGCUCUCUUAGGAAACAGGUGGUCGGCUAUAGCCACUCACUUGCCCAAGAGAACAGACAAUGAGAUCAAAAACUACUGGAAUACGCAUCUCAAGAAACGACUGGCCAAAAUGGGGAUCGAUCCAGUCACCCACAAGCCCAAAACCGACGCAAUCUUGUCCAACGACGGCCAGUCCAAGCAUGCAGCCAACCUCAGCCACAUGGCUCAAUGGGAAAGCGCCCGCCUAGAAGCCGAAGCCAGAUUGGUCAGACAAUCAAAGCUACGCUCCAGUUCAUUCCACAACCCCCUUGCUUCUCCAGAGUUUUCCUCCCCCUCCAGUCCUCUCAACAAGCCGGCCCUGGUCCCUCCGGGGCCGCCACGCUGUCUCGACAUACUCAAGGCGUGGAACGGUGUAUGGACCAAGCCCAAUGAUGAUCAAGCCGGUACAAGCGCUGGUGGUGCCGCGGCGUCAGUUACCGGGCUAGCCGGUGACCUGGAGUCCCCCACAUCUACACUUAGCUAUUCCGAGAACGCACCCCAAAUGUCAUCCAACGGAAUUGGAGAUAGUUCCACGGCUUACAUCGAGUUCGUGGGGAAUUCAUCGGGGUCUUGCGAGGGGGGAAUGAUGAAGGAAGAGGGUGAAGAAGAUUGGAAAGGCAUUGAUAAUUCCAUGUCGUUUACUUCUGGACUUCAGGACAUGGCCAUCACUGUGGACAAUGCUCAUAACAGUGCAUGGACGGGGGAGUCCCUCAGGCCAAGUCCUGAUUCUCAUCAACAUGUUUCUGGCGGCGGCAAUUUUGUGGAGAGAUUCACGGACCUCUUGCUUAGUAGUUCCGGUGGCGGCGACCGGAGCUUUUGCGAGGGCUGCGGAGAGUCUGAUAACGGUGAUGCUAGUGGGAGUGCCGGCUCGGGAGAUGCAAGUCAUGACUACUUGGAAGAUAACAAGAAUUACUGGAAUAGCAUUCUAAAUUUGGUGGAUUCUUCACCCUCUGAUUCGCCUAUGUUUUAGAAGUUACGACUAAUGAGAAGCCUUAUGAUCAUCACCUGUUAUAACCACAAAACGAAGAAGUGUUGUUUCAAUUGUCCAUCAAUUGAUUUGAGUCACGGUCGUCAAAUGCAUGCUACGGAGCAGUAAUAUUUCUCAUCAUUCGUAGGGAUGAUGAAGUUAACUAGGUAUAUUCAUCGAGUUUCCGGAGUCUCUCUGGUUUCUUUCUCGCGUCCAUUGUCAAUAGCUCUGUGUUAUUCUACUCCUUCCAAAAUUGUUACUCUCUGGUGUCAAUUGAUGAUUCUCCUCUUUCUCUGACAUUAUCAAUUACUUGCUUUCUUUA
This is a messenger RNA of Coffea eugenioides, 1729 nucleotides long. RefSeq names its product transcription factor MYB16. The record is from RefSeq and is a predicted model, not a curated record. The coding region runs from base 178 to 1410 and encodes 410 amino acids. The transcript is spliced from 3 exons. Lineage: Eukaryota; Viridiplantae; Streptophyta; Magnoliopsida; Gentianales; Rubiaceae.